Molecule: messenger RNA, 477 nt
Organism: Lathyrus oleraceus (garden pea)
Lineage: Eukaryota; Viridiplantae; Streptophyta; Magnoliopsida; Fabales; Fabaceae
Exons: 1
Coding region: 1-477 (158 amino acids)
Source: RefSeq, a predicted model, not a curated record
AUGGGUGCAACAUAUUCUUUUAUUUCACUUGAUUGUGCUAAGAGGUUGGAUUUAAAGUUGUCUUAUAUGGUUGGAAGUAUGGUUAUUGAUACCUCAACCAAUGGUCCAGUAACUACUUCAUUGGUUUGUUUGAAGUUUCCUCUAACUAUUUAUGGUAAGAGUUUUGUGAUGGACUUAGUUUAUCUACAGUUGAGUCAGCUUGAUGUUAUCCUUGGAAUAAAGUGGUUGGAGUUUAACCGUGUUCUUAUCAAGUGUGUUUCCAUGACCGUGAUGUUUCCAGAGAUGGGAGGUGAUAUGGAGUUGAUGUUUAUAUAUGCUAAGAAAGUAAGAGAAUUUUUUAAAGAGGAGGUGCAAGUGUGUGCUAUGUUUGUUGCUUUGGGAAUCGAUAAUAAAGUUGUGAUGGGAGAGGUGCCACUUGUGUGUGAUUCUUUCAAAGUGUUUCCAUAUGAUAUCAUUGAUUUACCGCCAGAGCACUAG